UCUGAUUCCGUUCACUCUAAUCAUGAUCUGUUCUUUUACUUCCAGCCAUGGAAUCAGAUUCGACUGCUCAUCGCAAAUUCAACUUCCCUCCAUUUCCCUCUGCACCGGAGCAUGUUACCAUAGUUCCUUUCAGAGACUUCAAAGAUAAUGGUCUCAAAAUCCAAGAAGAUGACUACGAUGGACCAGAGGUAGAUGCUCUCAAUAUCCCUACUGUAGUCAUCGAAAAAAGACAUGCUGGGGAUGUUUGCAAAACGAGGUCCGAACGAACGAUGAGUGUAGUGGCUCCCCAAGGAGGUAGUCAGAAUGAGGCCCAAAGUUCCGAGUUGCCUCAGCAAAGGACAUGGCUACAUCGAUGGGAAGAUCUAAGCACCAGAAAGAGUUGUGAAAGAUACAAUCGAAAUCAAAAUCGUGCAGAUAGAAUUCAUCAGGCGACACGCGUUUUCAACACCGGCCGUCCCUGGCCCAAGACAGACAAACACGUCAGAGAACAAUGGGAUCAAUUUCAAUUAUAUAUAGGAAUAUUGAAUAUCAUGCCUAUCUGGAAACCGAUACAGGAUUCUAUAGAGCUGGAAGAUGACGCGGAUGUUGAAGAUGAUUUCGAUGAUGACGAAGAUUUGUUCUCACCGGACCCCAAAGAAAUUACGAGAAGAGUCGAGAUGAGUACCGAACGCGGAGAACGAUCUUCUUACCAGAAGAAGAACCCUCGACCUCGACCGCCCUACGAGAAUUAUGACAAGCCUCCUGUUGCGGUUAAAAGUCAGCAGGAGAUUGAUCAGCUUCUACAAGAGUCUCGCGAGCGUAAAGCGGAUCGAUUGAAUGAGUUUUUGAAUAACCCCAAAGAACGCGUCCAAGUGUACCUAUCGAGUUAUAUGAGAAAGCAAGGAUUGCAUUAUGUGGACCGCAACCUAACCCUUAUUCCUUUGCUUAUCCGUUUCUACAUCAACUUUCUCGUCAAGGAGGAAGUUUUCAGCGUUGAAUCCGAACCCGAACUUAUAGCCUCUCUCCAUGAAGCACUGAUUAUCAUCAAUCUCGCCGAAUUCGAACUUCCACUCACUUCUCAGAUAACUAAAAGUCUUCCGUGGAACGAUGUAUUUAGUGGAGGAUGUGAGGAGUUGUUUGAUGUAAGGAGCAAGGAACAGGAAAUGUCAGCUUUAGAGUGGGCUCAAAGAAAUCAGGGACUAUUCUCGGAUGUUGAAAGUGGGGAAAAUGGUGUCAGUUCGACGGCGGCUGCGACAGUUGCAUCUACUCCACCUGCUGAAGAAGCCAAGGAACUUGAGCUGGAAGUAGAUAUUGAUAUUGUUACUCCGACAACGGAGCAAAACUCAGAUGAUGUGCUCGAAACGCCUACCCAACAGAAAAAUGACGCACCAUCUCCUGUCACUACCUCCUCUUCGAGUCCCUGGGGCUCGGAUGAAGGUACCGCUAUGGACAACUCCGAACCCCCUGCGAAUACAUUCGGUUCAUGGAACACAGAUCUCGACAAGGCUGACCCUUCCGCGGCUGGCUGGGGAGGAAUGGAACUUGACGACAUCACGGAAAACCUUUGGGGCGGAGACGAUGCAGACACAUGGGAGAUCCCUCCCCCUCCCACACUCUUUCCCAUUCUUGGACCUACAGCGCUUCCACUUACACAUACGAGUGGUAUUGUGGAAUGGAGUAUGCGUCGAAUCCGAUAUGUUGUUAAUCCUGGGGAUGAUAAUGAUAGCUCCGCUGCUAAUGUCAUUGCGUCGAAAUUUCCAAGCGAUGGUCCUUCAGCGGAUGCUGUGGAAUCCGAUUUCUCUUCCCGCUUGAGUAAGGUCGUGAUGGAACCCUGGCUCGAUUGGGAGACUUCUGGAGAAGAGGGUGAUACGGCGUCCCCUCAGAUCAAAGGCACCUCCAGAGGAAGUGUUAAGGUGUACGAAGAGGGUCAGGGUGUGAUGUAUGAAUAUGACUCUGAUGUACGGUCGAACGCUUUCGCCGCUGCCCCAUCUCCCAAUGGCACUUCCCUUCCUGCUCAUGACCCCCUCAAGCACACGAUCACUCUCCUUGUUGCGCCAGAGACCGCUAAGCUCUUAAGGGUCGGCAUGGGUUUAGGUGCUACAUGGGUGCAGAUUGCGCGCCAGACGGAUUUGAGGAAUGAGCAAGAGGUGAGGGAGACAGAGAUCGAAGGCAGUGGGGGUGAAAGUAUAAGUUCUCCAGAUGGUUCAGGUGACUCUGAUAUUCAUGGAAGAUUUUGGUAUCUUUCUAAUUUGUUGAUUGUCCUUCCGAGCUUUCACAUUGUAUAAGCUGCCUGUGCAAGUUUCGGAGAUCUUGUUUAGUUGUCAUUUGAUACAAUUUACAUACUGUACUUUUGCCCGCAGAUGAUACUUCUUGAAGUGAAGAAUUUCUUCCAUCGCUCACUACAAAAUUCAGCAGAAAUCCUGAUCAGUCUUUUCAUUGCUGUUCAAGUUGGGUCCCGACUCGGAUUGUUGGACUAGUACUUCGUAUGCUCAGCUUUAUUCUGUGCAACUAUUCUUUCCGGCCACCGAAUUCGACUUACUCCCAUUGACUCUCGAUCACCUUAUAUACUCAAUACAUAACUUUAUACUCCCUCAGUUGUUUCUCUUAUUAACUGAGGUGAGAUUACUAAUUUUUCUUUCUUCUAGCUUUACUAAAGUACCAUAGAAGUGGCC
This is a messenger RNA of Lentinula edodes (shiitake mushroom), 2651 nucleotides long. RefSeq lists its product as uncharacterized. Bases 48 to 2264 code for a protein of 738 amino acids. The record is from RefSeq and is a predicted model, not a curated record. Lineage: Eukaryota; Fungi; Basidiomycota; Agaricomycetes; Agaricales; Omphalotaceae. The transcript has 5 exons.